This is a messenger RNA of Cylicocyclus nassatus, 795 nucleotides long. The record is from the annotation of a GenBank genome assembly. NCBI's taxonomy places the organism in Eukaryota, Metazoa, Nematoda, Chromadorea, Rhabditida, Strongylidae.
AUGACAUGGGAAAAGCAGCGGGAACAGCUGAUUAGUCAGCGCCAUUUCUGCACGUCGCCAAGCGUGAUUCGUCGUAAUUGCGGCCCCAUCGAGUUACAGUGGAGAGAUAAUAUCCUCAACGGCAACUUGAGAUUGCCGCCUCCCUUCGAACCGGAUAACAUCGACUCCGCCUUUGUGGACGAGCCCUCUCAAGAGGUAUGGAAGAGCAAUCCGACACCAUCGCCGUCACCGACUCUUCCUUCGUCACCACCUCCGCGUACACCCACGCCCGAACCAGAACCAGAGCCUGAACCCGAGCCUGAACCUGAACCUGAACCGGAGCCUGAGCCUAAAGAGCCAACCCCUCCACCCACACCUCCACCUUCACCUUCACCCACUCCUUCAUUAGAGCCGGUGAAGGAACCCACACCUGAACUUGAGAUAUCGCCUGAACCAAGUCCAGUGCCUACCCCUGAACCUCCACGUGAACCUACACCAGAACCAGAGCCUGAACCAGAGCCAGAACCAGUGCCUGAACCAGGGCCAGAACCUGAACCACUGCUAGAACCAGAACCUGAACCAGAACCAGAACCAUUGCCAGAACCCUCUCCGAGACCUCGAGAGCUUACUGCAGACGAAAUUGCUGCACAGAGACGACGGGAGUACAGCGAAAUGGCUAAGCGAAGAUACGAAGAGUAUCAGAAGGUCGAGCAUGUGAUGCGAAAUCCAUCUAGAGUACGGACGCACGAAAUAGAGAGAUACAAGAGGGAAAGGGAUGGUGACAUAUAUUUAAGGCUCCCAAAGCAUAUGAUAUGA